AAUCGGACCCCCCUUGCACUGUGGUCGGCUUAUCGCCUUAGAGGCCUCUAUGGCCGCGCGCUGUCUUUCAUAUCGCGCCUGCGCGCGACUUUUCCCCAACCCUCAGAAUUCCAGGCGAAAGGAAUGCGCAUGCGUUCCUUUUAUCCUUCCGCCACUCCAGUGUUGCGCGAGCGUGUGUGGUGGGAGAUUCUCACCCCCACCCCCUUCCCGAUGAGCGGCAGCCGGUGCUGAAUGAGAGCAGCGGUAGCGACUGAAGCAGGCGGACGAGGGGAGCAGCCUGGACAGGAGUCCUCCUCCUCCUCCGGCGCAUAACGUUUCGCCUCUUCGCCGUCCCACCGCUUGGUCGCCUCUCUCUCGUGAGCAAGAUUGGCUGAGCCCUGUGAGUGACUGUGGAUUGUAUAAGGCUAUGUCAAAGCGAGAAGGGAUUAUCAAGAUAUUACCUGUAAGGAAUGAUGACUCUGAAGAUGAAUUAGUUAACUAAAUCCACUGCUGCAAAUGUAGGGCAGAAGACUAAUGGUGUGGGCAGCAUGGACCUCACAAAUGGGCAGCCCAGCUGUGGUGUUAGUAUUGCAGCUACUGCUUCAGAGAAGAGUAGCAGUUCAGAGUCUUUAAGCGACAAAGGUUCUGCUGAACUGAAGAAAAGCUUUGAUGCAGUGGUAUUUGAUGUUCUAAAGGUUACACCUGAGGAAUAUGCAGGUCAGAUAACACUAAUGGAUAUUCCUGUAUUUAAAGCUAUUCAACCAGAGGAGCUGUCAAGUUGUGGUUGGAAUAAAAAAGAGAAAUAUAGUUCUGCCCCAAAUGCAGUUGCCUUUACAAGAAGAUUCAACCAUGUAAGUUUUUGGGUUGUUAGAGAGAUUCUUCAUGCACAGACGUUAAAAAUAAGAGCUGAAGUCCUGAGCCACUAUAUUAAAACUGCUAAGAAACUCUAUGAACUGAAUAAUCUACAUGCCCUUAUGGCUGUGGUGUCUGGAUUACAAAGUGCCCCUAUCUUCAGGUUGACUAAAACAUGGGCGUUGUUGAGCCGAAAGGACAAAACUACUUUUGACAAGUUGGAAUAUGUAAUGAGUAAAGAAGAUAAUUAUAAAAGACUUAGAGAUUAUAUUAACAGCUUGAAGAUGACUCCUUGUAUUCCUUAUUUAGGUAUUUAUCUCUCAGACUUGACAUACAUAGACUCGGCAUACCCAUCCACGGGGAGUAUUCUGGAAAAUGAGCAGAGAUCAAACUUAAUGAAUAACAUACUUAGAAUAAUUUCAGAUUUACAACAGUCUUGUGAGUAUGAUAUUCCUGUGUUGCCUCAUGUUCAGAAAUACCUGAAUUCUGUUCAGUAUAUAGAAGAACUUCAAAAGUUUGUGGAAGAUGAUAAUUAUAAGCUUUCACUAAAGAUAGAACCCGGUACCAAUACGCCACGUUCUGCUGCAUCUCGUGAAGAUUUAGUAGGCCCCGAAGUGGGACUUUCUCCGCAAAGUGUACGAAAAAAUGCUGCAGCUGAAGGAGCAUUACUACCACCAACUCCACCAUCCCCUAGGAAUCUAAUGCCACAUGGGCACAGAAAAUGUCACAGUUUAGGAUACAAUUUCAUUCAUAAGAUGAACACGGCAGAGUUCAAAAGUGCAACAUUCCCCAAUGCAGGACCAAGGCAUCUGUUGGAUGACAGUGUCAUGGAACCACAUGCCCCGUCGCGGGGGCAGGCAGAGAGCUCCACUCUUUCUAGUGGAAUUUCAAUAGGCAGCAGUGAUGGUUCCGAGCUCAGCGAAGAGACUUCAUGGCCGGCAUUUGAAAGGAACAGAUUAUACCAUUCUCUCGGUCCGGUGACAAGAAUGGCACGAAAUGGCUAUCGAGGCCACAUGAAGGGCAGCAGUUCUGCAGAGUCUGAAGAUUUAGCUGUUCAUUUGUAUCCAGGAGCUGUUACUAUUCAAGGUGUUCUCAGAAGAAAAACUUUGUUAAAAGAAGGCAAAAAGCCUACAGUAGCAUCUUGGACAAAAUACUGGGCAGCACUGUGUGGAACUCAGCUUUUUUACUAUGCUGCAAAGUCUUUGAAGGCAACGGAAAGAAAACAUUUCAAAUCUACACCAAGUAAGAAUGUGUCAGUAGUGGGAUGGAUGGUCAUGAUGGCUGAUGAUCCGGAACAUCCAGACCUCUUCCUGCUCACAGAUUCUGAAAAAGGGAACUCCUACAAGUUUCAAGCUGGUAACAGAAUGAAUGCAAUGCUGUGGUUCAAGCAUCUGAGUGCUGCCUGCCAAAGCAACAGACAGCAGGUUCCUGCCAACUUGAUGACCUUUGAGUGACUACACUUCUUCCAAACCUCAAUGAGAUGACACUUUUGAAUGCUGUUUGAGAAGAGAGAUCCUGGAGAGAGCAUGCCAGCUAUAUUUCUGUGCCAGAACAAAGUCGGUAAACAGAGUUUCACAGCUCUGAAGUACUAAAUGAACAAACACAAAAAGCACUAAGCGUUCAGGGGAUGGAUUUGCAACAUGACCUGCCAUGGACCAUACUGCUGCGUAAUAUUCUCUGAACUGACCUGUGGAGACCACUGCCUUAAAGAAUGAAAGCAAAACCAACAUGAAACACCAAAUAGUGUGUGUGAGAAAUCUCUGAUGGUGCUGUGCUUGAGUUAAAUAGGUUGUAGCUAGUUUGCAUUUGUUUUAACAUUGGUUUGAAUUUAAAAACACAACUUUUUUGCAAUUUUUCUUGUAAAAGAGUGGAUCCUGUACUGCAAAAGGGUUGUUUCAAGGUGUAGGUUUGCAUAUAUGUCACUUGUACAUUUUUUAAGGGUGUACCAGCAUCCCUCACAGUAGCUCUUGUUGGGCCAGGUAAUUGGGAAGACGAUUUAAUUUGUUUAGGCUUGGAAUUUGAGAAUUGUAAUAUAUUCAAGUUUCUUCUCUUCUCACAAAGCACUGACUUGUGACAACUUGUUAUUGUGUGGGGGUUUUCUUUCCUAGAAGUGGCACAAUGGUUGAGUGUUUAAACACAAUUCUCUUAGAAUCCUCGGCUGUGAAUUUCCUGAUAGAAAUCAUUUGCAGGAUAUUUGAAAGCAAGCUCUGGAUAGCUUUCACUGUGUCAGAACUGAGUUUUUCUUCCUCAAUAUAUUUUCAAACAGGCCACACUCUUAUUUUGAGUAUUUCUGCUUCUUUUUCUUCCUCUAAAAAUAUUCAGUGUUUAAACACCUUUAAUUUAUAUCCCAUUCUUUAUUCUUGAGGAAUGAAUAUUCAGUUCUGACCUUGUAGUAGUGUAUUUCAUGAAGAGAGACUUGGUUGUUCUAAGUCACUUUUAGUUUACGCUUCUCCCACAAUAACCCAUGUUGGGUGUUUGGUAGACACAUCUUCAUAGCCAGCAGUAUUACUGUAUAGAGUUUGCACAACUUGUUUUUCUUUUCUUUUUUAAGUUACUGUGUGUUUCUUUUCAGAAUACGUUUUUUUAAAAAACACUGUAAAAUGUAUACUUUUUUGUACUGUGGAAGCUAACCCUGUGGAAUUUACUUUUUUAAACAGAAGAAAGUGGGGGUGGGGGUAGAACACUAAUGUAGAUACCUUGCAGGCUUACUUACCUAAUUUUUGCUAAUGUUUGUAUGAGUAGAAACAUGCAACUGGGAGCUGCACAUGAAGCAGAUUUGCUAAAUUGACAGGAACAAUCCACAGUACUGUUCUUCAUGCGGUGGCUUUAUUGGGUUUUUAGUAGGUUAAAUAGGCCUUCGAUGGUUUCCAUACAUUUCCAGACCAUAGCACUCCAUGUCCUUCAAUUGGUUCUUGAAGGCUUUUCAGAAUGUGGUUGGCUGCAAUGCUGACAUGUUUUUGUGGUGUUCACGAGACCAUUAAUUGCAGCAGUUAUACUUUAAACCCAGGGGGACGAGGGGUGUUUCCAUGAAGACAGGACACCAAGAAAAAAAUAUAAAUUGGCUUAAAGCCAGCUCAGCUACUGGUUUGUUUCUUCUAAUAGCCUUCUCAUAUCCCCAGAGCUUCAAAGGAUGGGGAAAGCAGUAUUACAACUAAGCAUUCAAUGUGAGCCUGGCUUCCUUUCAGCUAUUUUUGUUUCUAUCAAACUUCAAAUGUAAUACAUUCAUAUGAGCACUGAAAAUGAAACUGCUUAAACUGGUUUAUGGGAAUAAAAGAAAGGGUGUUCAGCUAACUUACAUACAUUCCAUGCUUUUUUAACCCUAUAUUAAUUUUGGGACAUUGCACACAAGUACUGAACCAUUCCAGGCUUUGGGGAAUGAUUGAUUUGUCAUGAACAACCUUUCAAAAAUAUUUUUACAGAUAGCACAUUUUCCUCCUCCUUCCUCCCCCCCACCCCCACCCCCCCCCAAAAAAAAACUUGAGAAGAAAAAUAGUCUUCACUCUUAAGAUUUCCUUUAUACUUCCUUUUUAUAAAGAAACAUUAGGACUUUUAAAAAAGAUACUACUGAUAGAAAGAACUAAUUAAUAACAUCUACAGUUUGCUACCAAAUGUAUUUUAAAUCUCAGUGACUUGAAAUUUCCCAGAUCAGUACUAUGAAUUCCAAUAGAUUUCAGUAUUUAUUUUGAAAGAGAUGAGUUAAACAUCAGAAACCGCCCCUCCCCACCUGUAAACAUUUGACUCCAUCUGUGUCCGAAUGAAGUGUGUUGAUCACUACCACAGGUACUUUUUAGAACUGAGCUAGCUGUUUAGAUUUUAACACAAGUAUUUUGUCUCUAACAAACUUUAUUUGGCAAGGAUGAUUCGAAAAUAAGCUACCUUCCAAAACACUGACUGCUCAGUAUACAGUAUAGCUAUAUUUUUCUAAGGGUGAGUUUUUAUUAUUCCACAUACACCAAAUCAAGUCAUUUGGGAGUCUAUGCAUAUGUUAGAAUUUUUACAAAAUGGUCCACACAACUGGAGUUUAUGUAAUCCCUGAGUCAUGUGCCUGAUUUCUGUGAGCAAAACCAUGGGAACAUUGCUUGUGCUACAGUGACUCAGUUUGUACCUUGAGUCUGAUGAGUCAUUUUUAAAAUAAGAUGCUUUGAAAUAUCCUACAAGGAAUUUUUAAUUCAAAGGGCAAAAUAUAUUCUCUUUAAUUAUAAAAUAGAAAAAUCUCACUAAACAGGUCCAACUAUCUUGAAUAUAAAAACAUUGCCAGUUUAAUCACAUAUAUCGGCUCUCAUAGCUAUGUCUGUCACACACCUCAACUUAAGGCUGAUCUCACAACAAGUCAGUGUGCCAGUUUCCUUCAUUUUCCAGACAUUAAGCAUUAAUCUUUUGUUUUGGUGGGUAACGCACAAUCUACUAUCCCAGCUCACUUCUUCUUGGCAUGUUGACUUACGGUAGAAGGUAGGCUGAGAUUUAAUAGAAAGGCAGUCUGAUGGCAUGACUCAGCCAAGCCACAAGGGAGUUUCCAUUUUAUGAAAGUGCAACUCAGGGCUGCUCUCACAUUACAUUUUUCCUACCUUGAGAGAAUCUCCAUGUAGACAGGGGAAAUAAUGUGAUUUAACAUGUUAAAUUGAUGCAAAUGUUGUGACCUUGGCGGAGACAUAUUUUCCUACAUGGAGACUGUAGGGGGGAAAUGACUCUGAGAGAACUUGCAUAAGCUCUUGAUAUGAUUAUAUUUGAAUAACCAAAAUUUAUUGUGAAUGUUGGUACUAGAGGCACAAUACUGCUUGAAGUCAAGAGCAAUCUAAACAAAUAUAGUAGGAUUAAGUGAAGUUUAUUGUUUACUUACUAAUUUUGAAGCAUGUUUCUUUAAAAUAGUCAGACAUACACAAAUCUGCUUCAGAUUAAGUUUAGUCACGGAGUGAUCUUCCUAUGGCUCUUCCAGUUGCAUCUUUCUCUUCUUUUCUUUUUGUACAUAUUUCUUUUUCAUUCCAAAGCAUUAGUAACCCCACUUGUAUACUGCCUGCUAUGAAAGCCUGAGGACACUAAAACUGGUACUAAACAGUCAUCGUUUCCUUGAAAAGUCAGUCUUUCAAGAUUUUGUGAUUUCCAGGUUGCUCCCUUUCCCCCAUUAAAAAUGGCUUGUGUUUAAAAGAUGCCAUUAUAAUUAUAAGCAAAUGCAAACUGUUCCUUUGAAGGAGAAUAGCAUUUCCUGCCCAUCAUGGGAUGAUGGGCAUUUUAUAUUUGCAUAAAUUUUUGCCAGUGCCUUAUUGACCUGUUUGAAGACCAAGGGGGCAGUCCACCCAGCACCAUAAUCGGCUAAGCAUUCCCCAAUUCAUGCAAAUUGGGUUUUUGCAGGAGCCCCAUUCAAACCCCAAUUAAAUGAAUGGAACUUGUGCAGCCAGUGGAAUUGUUCCAUUGUUCUUGCCUCUGUUGUGUUUUGAAAUUCAGGAUUGCUGCAGUAGUGGACCCAAUGACCUUUUCCAUUAAACAGGGCAAGCUUUAAUGUAUUCCACUAGGGUUGUGGUUUUUAAAAACACCAAAUAUCUACAUUUGUGUUUGGGAUCAUUUCAGACAUUCACUAUGGCAGAAAGCUGCUGGACAUGAGGGAUAUAUGCACAUGCCACCACACAAAUAUCAUAACAUGUGAGCUGGCUCUUCACACUGGUCCAACCUCUGUUGCUACCACAUGUAUGAGCUUAUCACUGGAGUGAAUGUCUGAAAGAGCUUUUUCAGAAUCUGCGGAGGUUUAGACCAGCAAAAAUCACAUGAUAUAUGAACUAAGUUAGCUUCCCAUAAUAAUCAAAGCUAGCAUCAUACGAACAGACCCAAAGUUUUAAAGUAGGUUAGGACAUAUCUGAAUUCAAGUAGCUACAUUUAAAGAAUGUUCGCUAUGGUAGUGGGAUGGGGAGGCUUAGUUACCGAAUGGCACUCAUGAGGAAAUCAGAACUGUGUUCCUAUUGUUUGGCUUUUUGUGUUUAAACUUGUUUCUACAUGAAGUGUGCUUGCCAUUACAAAACAAACUCUGAAAGGGCCACAUCCAUUAGUUAUGGUUUUUUGGACAAUUCAGAGGGAAACGCCAUUUUCAUAACAGGUUUUAUAAUUCAAUAUAUAUUUUGAAAGAGAGAGCCUCUUUAUCAGUCACUAAUAUGACCGGCCAGAUAAACUGUUCAUAUGUAGCUUCAAGCUGUGAAAAGUAAAGAUUUGCUUAUAAAGGUGGAUGUUACAGUAUCAUAAGAAAUUUCCUCAGGGAAGGGCUGCAAAUAGACAGAGGCAGUUGCAGCUCACACCAUGCCGAUUCUUGUGACAGAAUGCAUAACCCUUCAUUGUCAAAGGACAAAGGAACAAAAGGAGUAUCCCUUUUCCUCUGUACAAUGGACAAUUGGUAUCUUCUCUUUCUGGAGAAAUUUGCAUCUUAAGUUACGCCAGAGCUGUAUAUAAACACAAGCAUGUCAGUUGGAAGAAAGGGGAAAGAGAGUUUAGUGUCCUUUGUCUGUUUAACAGAAAAUUAAAAUGAAUAUGAAUAUGGCCAUUCACAUUCUACCGCAAUUCACGUACAUGCAAACUGUUCAUAAUGCAAAAGUCCUAAAUUGUGCUGAAUGCUAAACACAAGCCAUUUUUAAUGCAUCUUUUCCCCUGUUAACCUGAAGCACCCAUUUUGAUGGGGGUUGAAUGCACUAUGACCUCCUAGGAGUGAUGUGCAGUUCUUUUUCCUUCUGAUUUUUCGUACUUUACCAUGUGUGCGCAUUUGAAUUGUGUGUUUGCAUAAGCUAUUUCAAGAGGCUUAAAGUAUGAACUUAAAAUUUUCCUACUGAAAUAAAUUACUUAAAAUUUGGA
This is a messenger RNA of Hemicordylus capensis (graceful crag lizard), 7656 nucleotides long. It is a transcript of the gene RALGPS2, whose product is annotated as Ral GEF with PH domain and SH3 binding motif 2. Gene Ontology annotation, biological process: Ras protein signal transduction; positive regulation of GTPase activity. The record is from RefSeq and is a predicted model, not a curated record. Gene Ontology annotation, molecular function: guanyl-nucleotide exchange factor activity. Bases 528 to 2285 code for a protein of 585 amino acids. The transcript is spliced from 21 exons. Gene Ontology annotation, cellular component: plasma membrane. Lineage: Eukaryota; Metazoa; Chordata; Lepidosauria; Squamata; Cordylidae.